AUGACAGACGCGGGCGAAGCCACGGGGUCGCGCUCGUGGUACAGCUACGUAGCUGCACCUAUGGUCGGGCAGUCGGAUCUAGCUUUUCGUCUCACUGCUGUCCAGUAUGGAGCCACAGCGACGUGGACGCAAAUGUACCAUACAGAAGAUAUCUUAUAUCACAAUGAAACAUAUGAAAAGGCACUGCGCGCGCUGGAAAUGGGAAGUGCAGCUCGAGAGAAUUGCGAUAUUGUAACUGGAGAAAGAGCGCCUCAAAUCGUUCAACUGGCUGGCGAUGAUCCCGAGCAAUUCGUUCAAGCAGCACGGCGUUUCCUACCUAUCGCUGAUGCAAUAGAUUUGAACCUUGGCUGCCCACAAGCCCGAGCGCGUGACGGCCAUUAUGGCGGUUAUCUACUAAAGCGACGUGAAUGGCCCUUACUCGAACGAAUCGUGCAAGCGUUAUGCAAAUCUUGUGACGUGCCUAUCACGACAAAAAUCCGGCUGUGCGAUACGGCAUCCGAUACGUACGAGCUUGGGCAACGACUUGCGCUUGCAGGCUCAUCGGUUAUCACUUUGCACGCUCGGCAUGUAGCGCCGAAUCGACGUCGUGCUGGUAUGGCUAAACUUGAACAUGUGCAGAACGACGCACACGCGUGCUAA
Molecule: messenger RNA, 639 nt
Organism: Malassezia globosa CBS 7966
Lineage: Eukaryota; Fungi; Basidiomycota; Malasseziomycetes; Malasseziales; Malasseziaceae
Exons: 3
Coding region: 1-639 (212 amino acids)
Biological process (GO): tRNA processing
Molecular function (GO): tRNA dihydrouridine synthase activity; flavin adenine dinucleotide binding
Source: RefSeq, a predicted model, not a curated record